AUGUCGGACACCCCUCAAGACACCCGCAAGAAGGUUGGUGGUGAAUGCUGGGCUUUGGCCUCGCAGGUCACCCAUGAUGCAAGGCGAAUGUUUGGUGCAUCCUACAAGACAACGUGGAUCAAGGGAGUGGUCCAAGAGGUUGAGAUGAGAAAGAAGAACGAGCACUCGAAGAGAGGAACGAACUAUGUCAGGGCGCUCUACAAGCUUGACAGUGCCAGGGCCAAGGAUGUGUGGAUCUGCCUCCAGAGUUUGAAGGCGUCCAAUCCCAACAAAGAUGGAGAAGAUCCAAUUGAGAAAGCAAUUCGAGAAUUUCCUGAUCGCACGUUCCGUCAAGCCUUUCCCGACGCAAACCAGGACACCACCACCCCGUCACCACCACCUUUGACAGGCAACAGCAACAGCAACAGCAACAGCAACGAAGAACAACCACGGGCAUCUGCGGCAGAGGCAACUACGGAGGAAACUGCAACACCACCCCCCACAGAGGGCGUGGAAUUGGACGAAGAAAUUACACCUUUUGUCCAACAAGAACCUACAUCACCGGCUCUUCUUCCACGCAUUCCAGGGCCUGUCUCAGAGAACCACGGCUACGAAUGGUACCACAACAAGACACCCACGGACGUUCCCUUCAAUGGUCCAACUCCAUUCCGUGCCUGGGAAAUGAAGUAUCAAGAAGCCAGAGAACAAGAGGCUGCCAUCGAAGAUAACAGUGGGUAA
Messenger RNA from Seminavis robusta, 717 nucleotides. The record is from the annotation of a GenBank genome assembly. NCBI's taxonomy places the organism in Eukaryota, Bacillariophyta, Bacillariophyceae, Naviculales, Naviculaceae.